Adineta steineri is the source of this 1355-nucleotide messenger RNA. The record is from the annotation of a GenBank genome assembly. NCBI's taxonomy places the organism in Eukaryota, Metazoa, Rotifera, Eurotatoria, Adinetida, Adinetidae.
GUCGUACAAGUCUAACACAAAAACAAAUUAUCUUUAAAGUUACAUUACCAGCUCUUGGUUUUAAUACUUAUUAUUUUGAAAAGAAACCUGAUCAAGAAAAGAAUGAAAAAUCUACUGUGAAAAUUACACAUAAUGAAGAAUGUACUUUAAAAAAUCAACAUCUGCGAGUGGAUUUUGAUGAUCAAGGUAACCUACAUCAAAUUGUUAAUUUAGAUAAGAAUACUGGUGUACAAUUCAAGAGUCAAGGUUUUUAUUGGUACCAGGGUUUUGCUGGUAAUAAUUCUCGACCAGAAUUUCAACCAUCAGGUGCUUAUAUUUUUCGCCCACUUUCAUCUGAUCCACAACCAGCCAGCACUACACGAUCAAUAAUAUGUAUAAAAGCAGAAAGUGUUCAAACAGCAAUAGUCACUUUUAAUAAUUGGGCAAGUCAAGAAAUCAGCUUGUAUGAUGGUGGUGAACAUGUUGAAGUUGAAUGGACAGUUGGACCCAUUCCUAUUAAUGAUAAUAUCGGCAAAGAAAUAAUUCUACGAUAUGACACUGAUAUUCAAAGUCAAUCGAAAUAUUAUACCGAUGCUAAUGGUCGUGAAGUGCUUGAACGAAAAAGAGAUUAUCGACCAACAUGGAACUAUACAGCUGUUGAAACAGUGAGUGGAAACUAUUAUCCAGUGAAUAGUCGAAUAUGGAUAAAAGAUGAAGAUCAACAAUUUACUGUUCUCACUGAUCGUACACAAGGUGGUGCUAGUAUUGCUGAUGGUUCAGUCGAACUUAUGAUUCAUCGUCGACUUUUCUACGAUGAUGGUCUUGAUGUUGGUGAAAUCUUAAAUGAAACUGCAUAUGGUGAAGGACUUGUUGUACGUGGUAAACACAUUCUUUUCAUUCAACCACCUGCUGCAAGUGCUCUCUAUCAUCGAGUUGCUUCUCAAAGCUUAUAUAUGCAUCCACUUGCAACAUUUGCAAUAAUUCCACAAACUUAUGAUAGUUAUGCAGCUGCUUAUCGUCAAACAUGGUCAGCAUUAACUGACACAUUACCAUUAAAUAUGCAUUUAUUAACAUUCGAACAAUUAGCACCACAAAUCUAUCGAAUUCGUGUUGAACAUUAUUUUGAGUUGAAUGAAGAUGAGACAUAUUCACAUCCAGUGACAUUUGAUCUACAAUCACUAUUCAAAUCAAUAGGACAAAUUAGUGAAUUUACUGAAUUGAUACUUACUGCAAAUUUACCAUUAUCGGACCUAAAAAGACUUACAUGGUUAUCUAGUGAACAAGAAUCAUCUCACAUGUUUGUUCCAGAACAAAACACUGCAACAAAUACAACUAUUAGACUUAUACCAAUGCAAAUUCGAACAUUCAAUGUUUUA